Messenger RNA from Macadamia integrifolia, 1452 nucleotides. Its product is annotated as protein DETOXIFICATION 33-like. The record is from RefSeq and is a predicted model, not a curated record. The transcript has 9 exons. Gene Ontology annotation, cellular component: membrane. Gene Ontology annotation, molecular function: xenobiotic transmembrane transporter activity; antiporter activity. NCBI's taxonomy places the organism in Eukaryota, Viridiplantae, Streptophyta, Magnoliopsida, Proteales, Proteaceae. The coding region runs from base 181 to 1452 and encodes 423 amino acids. Gene Ontology annotation, biological process: xenobiotic detoxification by transmembrane export across the plasma membrane.
GAGGAGAUAAAGAGUUGCAGUCAAUUCUUGAAGGAGUCGUUGAAGGAGAACAAGAAGCUCUGGUCUCUAGCUGCUCCUGCCAUCUUCACUACCAUCGCUCAGUAUUCCCUCGGAGCUGCCACCCAGGUCUUCGCCGGACAUCUCACCACCCUCGAGCUUGAUGCCGUCUCCACCGAGAAUAUGGUCAUCGCCGGCCUUGCCUUCGGCGUCAUGUGGGGAAUGGGAAGUGCACUUGAAACACUAUGCGGGCAAGCAUACGGAGCAAAACAGAUACACAUGUUGGGAAUGUACAUGCAACGUUCAUGGGUCAUCCUCAACUUGAUGUCUUUCGUACUGUUACCCAUCUACUUCUUUGCUACCCCGAUCUUAAGAUUUUUCGGUCAGGAUGAAGACAUUGCGGGGCUUGCUGGAACGUUCUCGCUCUACAUGAUCCCUCAAUUGUUUGCGUACGCAAUCAACUUCCCAAUGCAGAAGUUCUUGCAGGCACAAAGCAAGGUCAUGGCCAUGGCAUGGGUGUCUGGCCUUGCACUGCUCUUCCAUAUCUUCUUGUGUUGGCUAUUAAUUGUGCAAUUUCAACUUGGGUUGGUGGGUGCAGCAAUUGCACUCAAUCUGUCUUGGUGGAUAGUAGACUUGGGCCAAUUUGUUUACAUUGUCAUGGGCUAUUGCCCCGGUGCUUGGACCGGGUUCAGUUGGGCAGCCUUCCGUGACUUGGGUGCCUUCGGCCGUCUGUCUAUCGCUUCUGCUAUUAUGUUGUGCCUUGAAUUCUGGUAUUACAUGCUGCUUGUGGUGUUAGCGGGCAACUUGAAGGAUGCUCAGAUUGCAGUGGCUUCCAUUUCCAUCUGUACCAAUCUCAAUGGAUGGGUGCUCAUGAUCUUCCUAGGUUUCAAUGCAGCAAUCAGUGUGAGGAUCUCAAAUGAACUUGGAGCAGGAAGGCCAAGGGCGGCGAAAUUCUCGAUAAUUGUAGUGGUUCUAACUUCAGCAUUGAUAGGUGUAAUGUUCCUUGCCAGCAUCUUGUAUCUGAGGAAUGUAUAUGCUCUUCCUUUCACAAAUAGUCCUGAGGUUGCCAAAGCUGUGUCUCACCUUGCUGUCAUCUUCGCCUUCACAUUGUUGCUCAACAGCGUUCAACCUGUUCUAACAGGAGUGGCUGUAGGAGCAGGAUGGCAGUGGUUGAUAGCUUAUGUAAACAUUGGAUGUUACUAUGCUGUGGGUCUUCCUCUUGGGUUCUUGCUUGGUGCUCAAUUGGACUUGGGAGUUGAGGGAAUAUGGGCUGGGAUGAUCACUGGUGUUGGCUUGCAAACUGUGAUCCUAACAGGCAUCACUUUUGGAACAAACUGGAGUAAAGAGGCUGAGGCUGCAGGAUCUAGGAUAAAGGAAUGGGGUGGAUCAGUAGAACACCCAGUUGAAACUAUUAAGGAUUUCAAGUCACACAAUAAGGGAACACUUUUGGUGUAA